UAUACUCACACACACAAACAUACACGAGCAGAUCCAGCAUCUCUUAGUUUGGGCGUCGAACUCGUAUUUUCCGGUUCUAUCUGACUCUUGAAGCGAUCCCCGGGUUAUAUGAUUGGAAGUUCUGAACUUUGGAAUUAUUUAAUUUAAAUAUGAAUGACUGUCGCAAAUACUAAAAUCAAUGCAAAGUCCCGGAGAAAGGGAAUUUUGCUGGACGUUGAGCUAUCAAGUUUACAAGAAGAUGGUGAUGAUAACGUCCCUGGACCAACCACCACCUUAGCCAACAACCACCAAAUUCGAAUCUUCAUAAUCAAGAGACUAAUGCCUCGGAGCUACCUUACUGUUGUUGCUUUCUAUUCACAUUUUCUUUCUUGUUCUUGAGUUUUCUAGCUGGCAUUUUUCUCAGCCUUGGUUAGAUCUCAACUGGGACACUGUAUGAAUGGCAAAUUUCAGAUCUUGGACUCCGAUAUGGAUAUCUUUUUUCGGUCUGGUUUUUCCGAAUCUUGUGCUGAACUUCAAAGUCAUGGCAUCAGCAGGUGAUAAUGGUGGAACUGGUUCUGCAACAGAAAGUACUUGCAAGAACACGAAUUAUCAAAGCUUUCUCCCUCCACCAUAUCAGAACAUAUCUCAUAUGAUAUGUAGACCUGUGUGGAAUACGUAUGAAUUGAGGUUCACCCAAAAUGAUCCUCAGACCACAACUAUUAUACUAUCUGCCCCCUACACAAUUGGGUGGGUAGGAAUUGGGUUUUCAAAAGAUGGGAUGAUGGUUGGUUCUAGUGCAAUGGUGGGAUGGAUCAGCCAACAUGGUCAUGCAAAAAUCAAACAGUUUUAUUUGCGGGGCAGAAAAUCGUCAGAAGUAAUAGCAGACAAAGGAGAAAUGCCUCUCAACAACGUUCCUGCUGCUGUGGCAACUGAUGGGGCUCAAAUUCACUUGGCAUUUCAGUUGCAAACCACAACUCCACUUGGGAGGCAACCCAUUUUGAUGGCUUUUGGUGCUAAAACGCCACAGAACCAUCACCUCUCAAAGCAUGUUGAUAAAACAGCUAUUGUGUUUGAUUUCUCUUCAGGUUCCCAGGGUUCUGUAUCCAAUAACUUGAUUCAAAUGAGGAAGAGCCAUGGAAUAGUGGGCAUAAUAGGCUGGGGUCUAAUCUUACCUAGUGGGGCAAUCAUAGCAAGAUACUUCAGACAUAAGGAUCCCUUAUGGUUCUAUCUGCACUCAGUGAUUCAGUUUGUAGGGUUUGGAUUUGGUCUUGCCACAGUCCUUCUUGGGUUACAGCUUUAUUCCAAAAUGCAAGUUCAUAUACCAGCUCACAGAGGAAUAGGCAUCUUUGUCCUUGUGCUAAGCAUUCUUCAGAUCUUAGCAUUCUUCUUGAGACCAAACAAAGACUCCAAGAUUCGCAAGUAUUGGAACUGGUAUCACAGUUGGUUUGGGCGAUUGGCUCUAUUCUUUGCAGCCUUGAACAUAGUGUUGGGGAUGCGAGCUGCAGGGGCAGGGGGUGAUUGGAGAAUAGGCUACGGAUUCUUGCUUAGUAUAGUAAUUGUUGCAAUCAUAGUUUUUGAAGUUUUGGCUUACUUGCAAAGGAAGGAAAGGCGUUCUCUGCCUCCGAGCAUCCAAAUGGACCAUAAUGGAGUUGCUUCCAUUCCAAGUAACCUAGCCAAAGGGUGAAUGUGAUUUGCUGCUAGUUUUGGGCAUCCAGACACAGUAAAUUGUCAGAUUGAAUCAUGGCUUUCAUCAUGUUAUCUGUUUGAGAUAUAUGAUUGAAUCUGAACUUCGACACUAUAGAAGCUAUUCUUUGGGUGAAAUCUCUUGGUACGGAUACAUAGAAGGUGCUUGUAUAGAUAACAAAUUAAAGUGAGAAGAUUUGCCAAGUUGGUUUGGUACAACCUCCUUUUUCCACUUGAGAAAACGAUUGGACCCCCUUUUUGGUUUUGGUUUCUUUGUUGGGUUUUUGCUGCUUGGGCGAGAGAAAGAGCAAGCAGUUGUUUUUGCAUGUAAUGAUUAUUUUCAUUUGUCAUGUUUUAAAAAUAUUGAUUUUUGACAAUAUCAUAAAAUUGUUUAAUUUUAUUGAAA
Molecule: messenger RNA, 2068 nt
Organism: Prosopis cineraria
Lineage: Eukaryota; Viridiplantae; Streptophyta; Magnoliopsida; Fabales; Fabaceae
Product: cytochrome b561 and DOMON domain-containing protein At3g61750-like
Exons: 5
Coding region: 437-1663 (408 amino acids)
Source: RefSeq, a predicted model, not a curated record